Molecule: messenger RNA, 2166 nt
Organism: Drechmeria coniospora
Lineage: Eukaryota; Fungi; Ascomycota; Sordariomycetes; Hypocreales; Ophiocordycipitaceae
Exons: 3
Coding region: 1-2166 (721 amino acids)
Source: RefSeq, a predicted model, not a curated record
AUGGGCAAGAAUAAGCGAAAGUUGCCAGCUACCUCCUCGGGCAAGGGAAGGCACUGGCGCGAGAACAGGUCCCGUGAUGGCUCCUUUGCACCCCCACGCUGCUCUGCCCUCGUCGCGACGAAACCGCUUCCUAAGCCGAAGGACAAGCAUCACACAUACCUCGAGUUUGUCGAGAACAAGGACAAGAAAAUCAAGCUCAACACCUUCUCCAAAAUACCUCCCCGAGGUUAUGACUUUGUUGCCGCUGGCCACCCAUCACUCACCAGCACCUGCAAGGAGAUGUCGCGGGAGAGCGGUGCAAAGAUGUUCAUCGUUGCAAACACGAAUGAGUUGGACCCUCACAGCUUCGCCAAUCAGGUCAACCGCGUCGGAUAUCAUUUUGACAGCCGCAUAGUUGAGAGGGCUAAAGCCAUUCACAUGGAUAGUCCUAUUCACCUACCCGUGGACCCUAACGCCCGCCCUGAGCCUAUCCCCUAUUCGCAGAGGGAAUACCAUGCUCAGGCCGAUGCCGUCCUACGGGACCUGUUCCCUCGCAUCCCCCACACUGACCGACAGAUGAUCAUCGACCAUUCUUUCACUCGAGUACGUCCACAUGGGAUCAACAUCAAGCCUCAACCGGCCGCCGCAGCUGACCUUCCGCUAUCACAGCGUAGUUCCUACAGAGGCAAACUCCCUGUUGGUCUUUCUGCCGAUGUGCCGCUGGCUCGAAGGGCUCAGCUGGCCGUCUUGGCACACAUACGGCAUUGCCAUACUAGGUAUGAUGAAUUGCUCAGGGAUGUGGGCUGGGAUGAGUCACGAAAGACCAUCCAAGCGGCAUGCCUCGAUGUCCUCGUCAAGUGGCGGGGCGACGAGGAGACUGGACGCGACCAGCUCGAGGAGAUCCUGCGAGAAGUCGUUGUCAUCUCAGACUCCGAAGACGACGAUUUCGACGACGAAAACCCUCCAGAUGCUAGUGUUGCCGAUUCCACCAGACCGUUAGAUUCCCGUGUGGAUGUGGUGAACGUGUCUGACAGAGCCUCCUCUCGCCUCCUCUCUACCGGGACCACCAGGGAACUUCACAUGUUGAGUAUCACUCGAGGCUCCGAUGAAGCUCGGCCAGGCCGGGCCCAACGCCGCGGCUUCAAGAGAUACGCAGCCGUUCAGCAAGCAUGGAGCGAAGCCGUGGAGCGUAGUCGUGCGACCGACGCUUCAGCGGGUCACAUACGACAAGUUACUCAUGUGCCCUUCGACGAGCCCAUAGCUGGCGCUGUUAACGCUGAUCAAGGCCACCGUACACCUAUCAGUUUUGGUCUCCCUGGUGGCGCCCCGAGCUCGAAUGGCUAUGUUCCUCAAUCCCGGCGUAGGAAUACGCCGCUCCCCGGUGCCCUGGCAACCUUUGCUGAGGUCAAUUUGGUAACUCGCGGCCAGCCAGGCCGAGGUCCAGCGUCAGCUUCGUACCUGAAUCAGACGCAUCAUCUGGAAACCCCAGUCGAGGAUAUGUUGGUACGUUCCAUUGAGUCCGCACCCCCGGAAACCUCGCGCCCGCCGGCUGUGUCGGACAUGUACGCCAGUUCUUCCAGGUACCACCCCGUAGGCAUGCCGCAGACAUUGGAGCCGCGAGAUGCGAGUCACUUCGACUACGGUCAUCACGUUGGUUAUGCCGCUGUCCCCGGGUGGUCUCGGGCUGCGACCAGCGAGUAUGGCACAGGUUCAUCCACGGUCCAUUCGGCACCUGAUCGAAUCGUGGCGAAUGCUGCCCCUCCUGGUAGUCGUUCAAACCCCAUUCUUAUGGAGGAUCGGGCUGGCUUCUACGAGCGAGUUGCAGAUCCAUAUACACCCUCCAUCAUGAAUGACCGACUCAACGAAACGUUGCGACCUGGCCGUCAAGUGACAGGGCUUCCAGCUCACCACAGAGUCGUGUCCAGUGAGGAAGGUUCAAGCACAUUGCGAGCGAGCCUAGACACUCCUGGAUUUGAGACAGUACCCAUUUCCCGGUCUGGCAAUCCAUCUCGGGUGAGCCACUCGCUCGUUGCCCCAAUACAUCAAUCAUCCUUGAAUUCGUGGGAACCUGCCCGUCCCGCCAUCACUGAAACAUCUUCCUACCUCGGAGGGGGCCACAACCCCGGACAUCGGCCGACGUUUGGCCAAUACCCUCCGCCUCCAUCACAGCUACAUCAGGCAGAGUGA